Molecule: messenger RNA, 318 nt
Organism: Medioppia subpectinata
Lineage: Eukaryota; Metazoa; Arthropoda; Arachnida; Sarcoptiformes; Oppiidae
Source: the annotation of a GenBank genome assembly
AUGAAAAGUUGUAUUCCUAACACAGAAUUCACACAAGAAUUUGAGAACAAAUUCAAAAAAAUAAUAUUUGGUGUCCUUUUCUUCACUGCUCUCUACGCAUCGGAAGCGAUGACUAUAAGAGAGUCAAACUCCGACCCGAUUAAAGAGCACCUCUUGAAGGAAGUGUCAGACAUUUUAGACGAGACGAGGAAAGCGAUCGACACUUUGGCAAAGACAGGGAAAGAAACGCUCAGAAAUGGGUUGACUAAAGCCAUUGCAAUCGCCAAAGAGUUGGACACAAAAGUGAAAGCAUUGAAACCCGAGACUGAUUUGGGAAAA